This is a messenger RNA of Thalassophryne amazonica, 6641 nucleotides long. RefSeq names its product AT-rich interactive domain-containing protein 1B-like. The transcript has 22 exons. NCBI's taxonomy places the organism in Eukaryota, Metazoa, Chordata, Actinopteri, Batrachoidiformes, Batrachoididae. Gene Ontology annotation, molecular function: DNA binding; nucleosome binding. Gene Ontology annotation, cellular component: nBAF complex; SWI/SNF complex; brahma complex. Gene Ontology annotation, biological process: regulation of transcription by RNA polymerase II; chromatin remodeling; positive regulation of DNA-templated transcription. The record is from RefSeq and is a predicted model, not a curated record. The coding region runs from base 20 to 5818 and encodes 1932 amino acids.
GGUGAGCCGUGAGGAGCGGAUGGAUGUCAGCCUGAGCUCCAGCAGCACCUCCGUCCCUCCUCCGGGUGACUUUAAUCGUUAUUACGGGGAUGGAGGAGGGCCUAGCUUUGAUCAACAUGGCGGACAACAAAGCCCACGAACUGGGGUAGAGCUCUCGGUAAGCGGCACCAUGGACCAAGUCCACAGCUCCCAUGAAGGCUUCGCCGGCGGCGGCGGCAGCUCCUACAGCCACUACCCCAACUACCGGACCGGUGCUGCCGGCUACGGGACCAGCGGAUACGGCGGCAUGAUGAGUCCGUCCCGCCAGGGGAACUCCAGUCUCCUGGGUCCGAACAGCGGCAGCAGCAAAGCCGCCAGAGCCGUCGCCAGCUCUCCGGCCGGAGCUGCAGGCGGCGGCGGAGAGUUCCGAAGGUUCCCGCAGCCGUCGGGGGCCACGCCGACUCUCAGUCAGCUCUUAACGUCUCCCAACCCGAUGAUGGGCGUUUAUGGAGGCGGAUAUUCUGAUUACAGCAGCGGGCAGCAGGCGAGCGUGGGGCCAGCUAAAGACACCCAGUACGGCUGGAGAACACACACGGGGAACAGCACGCAGACCGGCGGCAGGACGCAGGUGGCGCCUGCAGAUGCAAUGGCAAUGAAACGCUCACAACUUUACAGUACAAUGAACAACCCCUAUUCUCAGCAGCAGGGGGCGCAGUACCCUGGUCAGUCAUACAGCUCACUGUCGUCUCACCAAUAUCCAGCUGAAAUGAGUGGCAGAGGGCACAUGGGGAUGGCAGGGAUGCAGUGUUCACAACAGACGGGCUCCCAGUACUCUCAGCACCAGAACAUGUCCGGAUACGUCUCACCCACUCAGCCGUCAUACUUCAGCCCGCCCCUGCAGCAGACCGCCACCCCCAGCCAGUCGACAUACCUGCAGCCCCGCCUACUGCCCCAACAGGAGGCAUUUGGUAGGCGAGGUCAUUCUGCUGCUAUGACUCCUGGGAAGCCGAGCCGUGAGGAUGUGAGCCAGGAGGACAGACCGUCCAGCCUCCCGGAUCUGUCCGGCUCCAUUGAUGACUUGCCCACAGGCACUGAGGCAGCGGUAACCUCGGGGGCACCAGGCUCUGGGGCCACUCAGGCUGACCAGGGGAACUCUGCCUGUUCACCCUUCUCCCCAAAUGUCUCACCACGCCUCCCCCCGCCCACCCGCACAGCGCCCUCCCCCUCCCCUUCACCUUCCCCCACGGGGUCCAGCAGCCAGUCACGCUCUGGCCCGCUGUCGCCCACCAGCAGCGCAGCAGGUUUCCCUCCUGCUCUGCAGCGCAGCACCCCGGGGCCCCAGGUCGGCCCGCAGCACUUAACACCGCCCGUGUCUGCUCAUCCAUCACCAGGGGGGCCCAUGCACCAAGGCACCUACCAGCAGGGCGGUCCCUCCUACAGCCAAUACGGGCCCUCAGGGAACUUCCCUCGGCCCCCUCACUACGGUGGGGCCCCGAGCACCAACUAUAGCGGCCCUGGCCCCAGCCUGGUUAACAGCCAGGGGCUGAACGCCAGCAGCCCGAUGCACGGUCAGGGCCCCUCCACCCCGUCAGCCUGCAGCCAGGGGCCUGGCACUGGAGGACGGCCUUACCCCGCUGGAGGGAGCACCAUGGCUCCCACCUCCCCUGGUAUGCCACAGCCUGCUGGACAGGGCAUGGGGCCUCCGGGGCUCAUUGUCAGCCGCAAACCCUCUGACAUUGGUCUCAACAGCGGAUUAAUUCCAAACUCUUCCUCUUCCCCCUCGUCGUCCUCGACAGCCGCCCAAAGCAGGCCUCCCUUCGCUCGCUCCCCUUUCUGUCACACCCAGUCCUGGCCCUGGGCCCAGUCCACCCUGUCUCCUACCCUCCACCUGUCCCACCCUCCUCAUCCUCACUCGCAGCACAGCGUCAGUGCUCAGUUACAGACAGCUGCUGAGCAUCAUGGACAGGGCAGUUACCCCAGUAUGGUACCAAUGGGCCCUGGAGGCCUCUACAACCACCAACUCAGCAGCGGCUCUGGGGGCAUGAUGUCACAGGGCCUCUCCUACAGUGCCACGCCCUCAGGCCGCAUGAUGAUGACAGCAGAGGGUGCUCAGACAGAUGCCAGACACAGGGCGGAGCUCAGCAAAGAGGGUGCCAACCUCGCCAAUGAUCCGCUCAAAUCCAAGGACAGAUACAGCUCCCUGUCACCGAUGUCCCCCAGCUCAGUCAGUGUGUCCUCCUGCAUCGGAGGGGAUGCUGAUGGUGUCGGCAGCUCCGCCUGGUCCAAGGCCACCAGUAACCCUAAGUCCAACAUUGCCUCCAUGACCAACGAGAAGAUCACACGGUUAUACGAAAUGGGCUGCGAGCCGGCGCGGCGAAUGUGGGUGGACCGGUACCUGGUUUUCAUGGAAGAGCGUGGGACGCCUGUGGCCCACCUGCCGGCAGUGGGAAAGAAGCCGCUGGACCUGUGCAGACUCUACCUGGCUGUCCGAGAGAUCGGAGGCUUGGCUAUGGUGAACAAGAACAAAAAGUGGCGUGAGCUCUCCACUCUGCUGAAUGUGGGCACAUCGAGCAGCUCGGCGAGCUCUUUGAAGAAGCAGUACAUCCAGUACCUGUUUGCCUAUGAGUGUAAGGUGGAGCGAGGAGAGGAGCCUCCACCUGAGGCCCUGGGAACCACAGGAGACCUGAAGAAACCGCCCUCACUUCAGGCAAAGGUUCAGCCACCCUCUCCUGCAAACUCAGGGUCUCUGCAGGGUCCCAACACACCUCACUCCAGCAGCAGCUCUCUGACCGACGCCCCCGGAGACCUGAAGCCACCGACCCCCUCCCCCACUCCACAUGAACACAUGACCCUGCACCCAGGGCACAGGAGUCUUGGAGGAGUAAGCAUCCAGGAUCCAUUCUGUGAAGGCAACGAUCCAGCCUACCAUGGUAAGCAAGGCCCAGGGCCUGCUAGCGCCCCCUGUCAACAUGGAGGAGCUCCAACAGAUCCCACCCUGGGGAUGCAGUAUGAUGCUAACAAAGAGGCGUACAGAGGACUGAGGAAGGGUCCAGGACUCAAGGAGCCCUUUGGUCCCAGCCAUGUGGCCAGUGGUACCAUGCAGGACAUGUGCCCACGUGGGCCACCGCCUCGCCCUGUGCCAGGACUGGGAUCUCGGCCUCAGUACCCCUACAGCCCCAGUUACGAGCGGAGGACAGACCAUGUGAUGGUCCCAGAGGGAGGCAUGGCGCCCCCUGGAGGUCCAUCUGGAAGGGAGCCUGGCUUGUACCCUGCUAACAGAUACGUUCAGCAGAGACACGAAGGCUACGGGCAGCAGUUCCCCCACAGCAUGGCCUACAGUUCCCAUCAGCCCCUGUACACGCAGCAGCAGGGCUACAAGCGUCCUCUGGACAGUGUGUAUCCAGCAGCCAAACGUCACGAGGGCGAGGCCUUCGCCAUCCAGCAGUACGCCACUCAGCAGCCUGAUGUCUUCAGUCCCUACGGAGGGGGCGGGAGCUUCAUGGGACCAGAACGGCGUCCCAUUCAGGGCCAGUAUCCAUGUCCAUAUAACCGUGACCACCUGCCACCCGGAAACCAGGGGCUCUCACAGAACAGUGUCAUGGGUGCAGGGCCUCCCGUUGGGCCAGCGGGCCCCAGGGAGGGACUACAGGGUAGCACAUGGCACCCCCGAGCAGAAAUGAGCUACUCAAGCCGACAGGGAGAGCACUACACCAGUGUGGGCAGGGGGGACGACCUAGAGAGCAGGGCCCCCCAGGAUGGCCAGUGGCUCCCGAGUCACCCUGGCCAGUGCCAACCCCAGUACCCCCUACACUCCUCAUCCUCAUCCACCUCCGUGUCUGUCCUCCCAUCCUUUCAGGCCACACCCACAAUUCCAAACCACCUCUCUCGUGCUCAUAGCCCCUCCUCUUUUCCACGGCCCCUUGGCGGCUCCUUGUCCCUGAACAGUUCCCCCUAUGUGCCAACCUUAAAGAAGGCGGGGCUCCCCGGUGCCGUCCCCGGGCCCCUGCCAACACAAAACCUCCCCGUCCUGCACAGAGAGGUCUGCUUCCCGCCGGGGUCUGUGGAGUCCACAUCAGCCAAACUGACACCACGACCACGGGUGACCGCCAAGGACGCAGGGAGCCCGGAGGCAUGGCGCGUGAUGAUGUCACUGAAGUCAGGCCUGUUAGCGGAAAGCACCUGGGCUCUGGACACCAUCAACAUUCUGCUGUAUGACGACGCCACCGUAGGCUCCUUCAACCUCUCACAGCUUCCUGGUUUCCUAGAGCUGAUUGUCGAGUAUUACCGCCGCUGCCUCAUCCAGAUCUUCGGGAUUCUGGAGGAGUGUGAGGUGGAACCUAACAGCAGGACGACCAUGUUGAUGCAGAGCAAACCCCAAGUCUCCGCCCCCAAGACAACUGACCAAUCAUCUGGGGAGCAGGGGGUGGAGAAGUUGGACGCUGAGGAAGCAGAGCACCUGGACAAGGAGAAUGAGAGUGUGACAUCACAACCCCCAGACUGCAGCCAGGUCACAGCAGAGCCCCGCCCCCAGCAAGCCAGCAAGUAUGACAAGCUGCCAAUCAAGGUUGAGGAGAGUGAUGAGGAUGCAGAGAUGAUGGAGGAGCGCUGGGCGGAGCUAAACCGCCCUAACUGCUUCAUCAGCGGCAUCCUGCACUGGAAAGCUGGAGGCGGAGACACCACCAUCCACAUCCAGACGCACUUUGAGCCCUGCACCGGAGACCCCGCCCCCCUGAACCCUCUGGAGAAGGGGGAAGGGGGCGGAGCUCCUGAUGCUGAGGAGAACCAGCUUGAAAGGCAAAGAGACUCCCUGCCUGAGGGUCAGAGGUCACCUGUGCAGAGUCCCAUCAGCCAGCUGGAGGAUGAGCCACGGUGUUGGGACGAGGCGCCGCUGUCGACAGCGGAGCCCUGGCAGGACUCACUCGCCCGAUGCUGCGUGUGCGUCUCCAACAUUGUGCGCAGUCUGUCUUUCGUCCCCGGAAACGAUGCUCACAUGUCCCGACACCCGGGUCUGGUACUGAUCCUGGGUCGGCUGGUGCUGCUGCAUCACUACCACGCCCGGCGGAAACGGGCACUGCCGACCUACCAGCGCGAAGCGGAGCAAGGCCGAGCCUGCAGUCACGACGAGUGGUGGUGGGACUGUCUGGCGAUGCUCAGAGAGAACACGCUGGUGACGCUCGCCAACAUGGCGGGCCAGCUGGACCUGUCCCAGUACCCGGAGAGCAUCUGCCUGCCCAUCCUGGACGGGCUGCUGCACUGGAUGGUGUGUCCAUCGGCCGAGGCCCAGGACCCGUUCGUGGCGGGGGGCGGCGGCUCCUCGCUCACGCCCCAGAGGCUGGUUCUGGAGUGUCUGUGCAAGCUGAGCAUCCUGGACAAUAACGUGGACCUACUGCUCGCCACGCUGCCAUUCAGCCGCCAGGAGAAACUGUUCACCACUCUGGUGCGCCUCGUGGGCGAGCGGAAAAACCAGAUGUGCCGUGAGAUGGCAGUGGCUGUUCUGUCCAACCUGACGCAGGGCGACCCGGUGGUGGCGCGGGCCGUCGCCCUGCAGAAGGGCAGUGUGGGAACAUUAAUCAGUUUCCUGGAGGACAGCGUGGCCAUGGCUCAGUACCAGCAGAACCCCCAGAACCUGCUUCACGCCACAGCGCCGCCGGAGCCGCCCAGCAUCAACAUGAUGUGCCGCGCUGCCAAGGCGCUGCUCGCCAUGGCAACAGUGGAAGAAAACCGGACAGAGUUUGUUCUGUAUGAGAGUCGGCUGCUGGACAUCUCUCUGUCCGCCGCGCUCAGCUCGUCCGUGGCCGCCAUCAUGUGCGAAGUACUGUUCAUACUCAGCCGCUCGUGACACGUACACCACUGUGGACGUAGCUCCGCCUACCUGCUGUGAAUCAAACGGUUCUAUUUUUAUUUAAAGAACAGAAACAAAGUUUUUACAUAUAAAUAUGUGCGACGCCGUGUCGACGUAAAGUUCUGCCCUUUUUGUGAAUUUACAAGUUUUAGUUUUUCUGUUAUGAAAUAAAAAUAUAAACACUUUUUUCUGUCAGUUUGAAGAAGUCUUUUUAUUUGAUAAAUUAUAAAAAAAAAAAAUGUGUGAACUUUUUGUCACUCAGCUUAUCAGCUGUUUAUUUGGAAUUUUUAAAUAUUGUUAAUAUAGAAAGAUUUUUUGUCUUUCACCAAAGUUCAGAGUUUGGGUUUUUUUUUGUGGGCUGAGUUAGCUGGCUGUGGGUGGAGUCAGAUUAAUUUAAAUCUUGGGAGGGGCUGUGUCUGCUUAAUUGUUGUUUUGGUUCUCAUUUUGGAUUUUUGGGGGUUAUUAAAUGUGAAUUUUAUGAUGGUCAGUAUUUUGGAUGGUGUGACAUCACUCCGCCAUCUUGCUCCUGUAAAUAGACGCUAUAGAUUGGAGCGCCACUUUCCCUUCCAGCAGAUGAUGUCAUCAUUUCCUGGUGGACUUUUCUGCAGAGCUGAAUAAUGCAUAGUCUGUAUUUUACAAAAAUCACCUUCAGGAUGUGUUUUUUUUGCCUGCACUUUGUGUUUUCAUUGGACAGACUGUACUGGCGAGGGGGCGGGGCUCUACUCAUAACUGACAGUUGUAGCAGAUGUAAAUGAUGCUGUUUGAUUGGAUUGUUUAUUGAAAUCUUUAUAUGUUCCACAUGUUGUAGAAUAAAUGUUCA